Glycine soja is the source of this 1007-nucleotide messenger RNA. RefSeq lists its product as uncharacterized. The transcript is spliced from 4 exons. Bases 131 to 667 code for a protein of 178 amino acids. Gene Ontology annotation, cellular component: mitochondrion. NCBI's taxonomy places the organism in Eukaryota, Viridiplantae, Streptophyta, Magnoliopsida, Fabales, Fabaceae. The record is from RefSeq and is a predicted model, not a curated record.
AACCUAAAUACCAAAUCUGAAAUUCAGAUUCAGAACACAAAUACUUGCCUUUCCUCGCGCUCCCGUCUGGCCAUCGUUGACGACCAAAUACUGGUUUGGAAAAAACUCUUCUUUUCUCAAGGCAGAGAGAAUGGGAUUUGCAGGAGCCCUAAGGAACAUUGUUCGCCCUCUCUCAGUUGCAUCAUCAAGAGCUUUAAUGCCUCGAAUCUCCACCAAUGCUUCGAUGGCACCAUUUUGUCCUGCUUUUCCAUCUCCCUGCAAACCUCCUCAAUGGCUUCAUCCCCUUUGGAAUCAAUUCCACAGCUUGACAGACACUCGCUUCCCCAAGAGACGACCCUCUGAAAAACCUCGUCGAAAGAGAGCCAGCUUGAGACCCUCUGGGCCUUAUGCUUGGGUUCAAUAUACACCGGGCCAACCCAUACUUCCAAAUAAGCCUAAUGAAGGGAGUGUCAAAAGGAGAAAUGAGAAGAAACGCAUGAGGCAACGCCGUGCCUUUAUAUUGGCUGAAAAGAAGAAAAGGAAGGCUCAGCUGCAAGAGGCUAAUCGGAAGAAAAAUAUUCAGAGGGUAGAACGUAAAAUGGCUGCAGUUGCAAGGGAAAGAGAGUGGGCAGAAAGACUGGCUGAGUUGCAGCGACUUGAGGAAGAGAAGAAAAAAUCUAUGGCUUGAAUUUGUGAACUUUCUAAACACUGUUGCUUUAUUUUAAAAAUGUUCUAUGGUUUCUGUUAUUUGGGAGACUGAUAGGAAUAUUAUCACGGGGUCCAAGCCCAAAUCGAAAUGGAAUGAGCCCUCACUUGUGUAUUCUCGUAAGUCCAAAGGGAAUAGAGGUGUGGGAGUGUGACUAAGGAUAAAGAGGGGAAUUAGUAGUAUCAGUUAGUUAGUGCUGUAUGUGUGAGCACUGUUAUAACAGAAUCUGGUUGUAUUAUGGGUAGGCAUCAUUGAGAUCAGUAUAGAAUUUGGAGUUGAGGGAAUUAUCCUCUUGCUUGGGGAAGCUUGCUUCCUGGACUCA